Messenger RNA from Acomys russatus (golden spiny mouse), 1463 nucleotides. It is a transcript of the gene Gdf2, whose product is annotated as growth differentiation factor 2. The transcript has 2 exons. NCBI's taxonomy places the organism in Eukaryota, Metazoa, Chordata, Mammalia, Rodentia, Muridae. Gene Ontology annotation, biological process: SMAD protein signal transduction; BMP signaling pathway. The record is from RefSeq and is a predicted model, not a curated record. Gene Ontology annotation, cellular component: extracellular region. Gene Ontology annotation, molecular function: growth factor activity; cytokine activity. The coding region runs from base 67 to 1392 and encodes 441 amino acids.
AUGUGGGCCUGCUCCUCCUGGGUUCCUAGCUGCACCUAGCCCCGCAACCCCCCUUCAGGGCCCAAGAUGUCCCCUGGGGCCUUGUGGAUGGCCCUGCUCACACCGUUCCUGCUGAUGGGUCCCACACACCAGAAACCGUUGCAGAGAUGGAGGCAGGCAUCCCCUGGGGGAAAUGCCCGCAGCUCUCUGGGAUUGUCCGGAGGUGGAGAGGAGGGCGUCUUCGACCUCAAGAUGUUCCUGGAGAACAUGAAGGUGGAUUUCCUGCGCAGCCUUAACCUGAGCACCAUUCCCUCCCAGGACAAGACCAGAGUGGAUCCACCCCAGUACAUGAUCGACCUGUACAACAGGUACACCGCAGACAAGUCCUCCACUCCUGCCUCCAACGUCGUGCGGAGCUUCAGCGUGGAAGAUGCUGUAUCAGCAGCUGCUACAGAGGAAUUCCCUGUCCAGAAACACAUCCUGAUCUUCAACAUCUCCAUCCCUAGGCACGAGCAGAUCACCAGGGCUGAGCUCCGUCUCCAUGUCUCCUGCCAAAAUCACGCGGGCUCCACUCAUGGGCUGGAAGGAAACAUGGUCAUUUACGAUGUUCUGGAUGUAGAUGAGACUUGGGAUGGUGCCUCAAGGACCAAGACCUUCUUGGUAUCUCAGGACAUUCAGGAUGAAGGCUGGAAGACCUUGGAAGUAUCAGGUGCCGUGAAGCGGUGGGUCAGGGCGGACUCCGCGGCAAACAAAAAUAAGCUAGAAGUGACAGUGGAGAGCCAUAGUAAAGGCUGUGACACACUGGAUAUCACUGUCCCUCCAGGCUCCAAAAACCUGCCCUUUUUCGUUGUCUUCUCCAAUGAUCGCAGCAAUGGGACCAAGGAGACCAGACUGGAGCUGAAGGAGAUGAUUGGCCAUGAGCAGGAGACAGUGUUUGUAAAGACAUCCAAAAGUGGUUACCAGGAGGCAGGUGAGAGCCAUGAGAAGGAGGAGGAGGAGGAGGAGGAGGAGGAGGAGGAGGAGGAGGAGGAAGCAGAUGGGCACACAGCUGUGGGACCACUUUUAACCAGAAGGAAGAGGAGCACAGGGACCAGCAACCAUUGCCAGAAGACGUCUCUCAGGGUGAAUUUCGAGGACAUUGGCUGGGACAGCUGGAUCAUUGCACCCAAGGAGUAUGACGCCUAUGAGUGUAAAGGAGGUUGCUUCUUCCCACUGGCUGAUGACGUCACACCCACAAAACAUGCCAUCGUGCAGACCCUGGUGCAUCUCAAGUUCCCCAAGAAAGUGGGCAAAGCCUGCUGUGUCCCCACAAAACUGAGUCCCAUCUCUAUCCUCUACAAGGAUGACAUGGGGGUGCCAACCCUCAAGUACCACUAUGAGGGAAUGAGUGUGGCAGAAUGUGGGUGCAGGUAGUCCCUGCAGCCAGCCAGAGUGGGGAUGCAGGAUAAGGUCCUGCAUCCUACUGGCCAUGGCAGGGGCUAUGU